GCUGAGCAUGCAGAACGACGUGGCGUUUUACCUCUAGAGUAAAACCACGACACGGUGUUUAUUUUCCUCUUCUCCAUCUCUCCCUUCUGCUCCAAUUUCCAAAACCCCAAUAUCAUCACUAAGCAAAAACCCUAAUUUACAGAGAAAAGAGAGUGAAAGUAGCAAAGACAGAGAGAUACAGAAAAUUGAGCAAUGAGCGAAACGGAGUCCUUAGUUUCUCUUCCUCCAACAAAACCCCUAGAAUUAGAGAAGGGGCUCACUCUCGUGCCGCGCGUGAAGCUCAACUUCACAAUCUACCCAAACCCAACAACAGCCGCCAUGACAAUGAGCAAGCCAAUCAACGAGUGGAAGCUAAAGCUAGCUCUACUUGACUUCUUCAAGUCCUCUCUCACUGUCCCAAUCACCGUUCCCGAAGAUGACCUCCAGAUCCAACGGCUCGGAGACCUCAAGAAGCGGAAGCGCGAUGAUCCAGUGGCUCAAGGUUCUCUCGCAAUUCGAGACCUAGGGUUUCUCAGCAAGACCAGAAUAAACAGCGAAGAAGAAGAAGAAGAAAAAGAUGUGAAAGUUUUGGAGGAGAAGUACUUGGAUUGGAGAAAAUACUUGCUGGAAAAAAUGGACGGGUUGGACUUGAACCUUGAAGGUGUUAAGUACAAGCUAAACGUCGCCGUUCCGGCUUCUGAUGAUUUCGAAGCUAUGAAGAAAGCUUGGGAGGAUUUUUACGCUUUUCGAAAUCGCGGGUAUUCAAGGGGUGGGAAGCAAGAGCCGGAUACGAUUAUAAUGAGAGGUGUUCCGUCUCGGUGGUUUGCGGAGCCAUUGGUUUCGUCAAAGCCUUCCAUGUUGGUUACACAUUCCAUUUUUUCUAGACUUGGAAAUAUAAGGGAUCUUAAUGUUUCAGAGGACAAUGAUCUAGGUAAGGAAGCAGAGGAAACUAUGAGCGUAGUUUCGGGUCUUAAUUGUAAGAUUGUAGUUCAGUUCGAGAAGCACAGUGACUUCUAUAAUGCUCUGAAGGUGUUAUGCGGCCGCUCCUUACAGAAGCAAGGAGCUCGCUUGAAGGCCGAUUAUGAGGUUACCUGGGACAAGGAUAUCUUUUUCCGAAAUUCAAGAAGUAACACACAGGACAGGACUAGUAGAAUGCCAGAAAUGGCAGUAGGAAAUUACAGAAGUGAAGCUCCUAGACGUCAACAACAAAAUACUCGCUUCAGUCCUGACGACGCACGCCGUAAGAGAUUUAAGGAUUAGGGAAUGUGAUGCCCAAGUCGAUAUUGUUCCAUACAUGGCUUACAGUUUGAGAAGCGAAUUCAUUCUUUUUGCUAAUUUUGAUGAUAAAAUCUAGCCCAGUAUGUAUAACAAUUUAUAGUCUGAUAUUUUCAGCUACUGUAACAAAGUUUCAGUAAAUAAAGACCACUUUGCUGCUA
Messenger RNA from Quercus robur (English oak), 1415 nucleotides. RefSeq lists its product as uncharacterized. The coding region runs from base 193 to 1239 and encodes 348 amino acids. The transcript has 5 exons. The record is from RefSeq and is a predicted model, not a curated record. Lineage: Eukaryota; Viridiplantae; Streptophyta; Magnoliopsida; Fagales; Fagaceae.